Antechinus flavipes (yellow-footed antechinus) is the source of this 6390-nucleotide messenger RNA. RefSeq names its product SEC23 interacting protein (gene SEC23IP). Gene Ontology annotation, molecular function: metal ion binding; protein binding. The coding region runs from base 66 to 3044 and encodes 992 amino acids. The transcript is spliced from 19 exons. Lineage: Eukaryota; Metazoa; Chordata; Mammalia; Dasyuromorphia; Dasyuridae. The record is from RefSeq and is a predicted model, not a curated record. Gene Ontology annotation, biological process: endoplasmic reticulum to Golgi vesicle-mediated transport. Gene Ontology annotation, cellular component: COPII-coated ER to Golgi transport vesicle.
CCGUUUCCGGUGGUGUUGGGGAACCGGCUGGCCUGAGACGUGUAACUGGGAGGCGGGCCGGAGUCAUGGCUGAGAAGAAGCCCAGUGGAGGCAGCGGUUCCUCCGCCGGCACCAACUUACUUUUUUCUUCGACUUCCGAUUUCAAUUUCAAUGUGCCCUUCAUCCCAGUCAGCCAAGCCCCCACCUCCACGGGCUCAUUGCUUCUCCUUGGAGAAGAUUCUACAGAUGUUGGUGAGGAAGACAGUUUUCUUGGUCAGACUUUUGGUCAUACUACUUUGCCACAGACAUUUAAUUAUUUCUCUCAGGUAUCCACCAACAGUGAUCCUUUUGGGAAUAUUGGACAGAUACCACUAACAACUGCAGCAGCGCCUGUUGGAGUACCAACAUUGUCUAAGCCUCCAACUUCCCUUCCUCUUACAAUUGGAUCUCCAGAUGGUCCAAAUACAUUUUCACCACACAUUUCAAAGACACAGUCUGCUUGUAGUGUUGCACCUCCAACCAGUGCUUACCAGUCUUCUUCACAUGGUAGUCUCCCACCUACAAACUUUGCAAGUCCCCAUGGAACACCGCAACAAGGAUAUAAUCCAUAUCGUCAUAACCCUACCAGCAGCAGAGCUAAUCCUUAUAUUGCUCCACCACAGUUGCAGCAAUGUCAAGCUCCAAAUCAUCCUCCCCAUUCAUCAACCUCUGGACCACCUCUUCAGAUGUAUCAAAGUCCUCCUGGAACAAUGCCACCGAUCCCUCCAGCAGGACAGACAGUCUUGUCAUCCCCAGGCCAGCAGCAACUUAUGGCUAGACCUGCAGCUCCUGUGAUUCAAGCACCACCUCUUUUCCUUCAAAAUCCGUAUGAGGCUGUUCAGCCACAUUGGUUUUAUUGCAAGGAAGUAGAACACAAACAAAUAUGGAUGCCAUUUAGUAUGUUUGAUUCUAUACAUCUUGAAGAGGUCUAUAAUUCAGUUCAGCCUGAUCCAGAGAAUGUUGUUUUAAGCACGGAUGGUGGACGUUAUGAUGUUUACCUCUAUGACAGAUUGAGAAAAGCUGUAUAUUGGGAAGAAGAACAGACUGAAGUUAGACGUUGUACUUGGUUUUAUAAGGGGGAUACAGACAGUCGGUAUAUUCCCUAUACAGAGGAAUUCAGUGAAAAACUAGAGGCAGAAUACAAAAAAGCUGUAACCACCAAUCAGUGGCAUCGUAAACUUGAGUUUCCCAGCGGAGAAACAAUUGUUAUACAUAACCCAAAGGUUAUAGUUCAGUUUCAGCCUUCCUCUGUGCAAGAUGAAUGGGGGGCCACACAAGAUGGACAAACAAGACCUAGAGUUGUAAAACGUGGUAUUGAUGAUCAUGAUGAAAUUCCUGAUGGUGAGAUGCCUCAGGUUGACCAUUUAGUAUUUAUGGUGCAUGGCAUUGGUCCUGUUUGUGAUUUACGUUUUAGAAGCAUUAUUGAGUGUGUUGAUGAUUUCAGAAUGGUUUCUCUAAAAUUGCUGCAGACACAUUUUAAGAAAUCUUUAGAUGACCAUAAAGUAAGCAGGGUGGAAUUUCUUCCAGUUCAUUGGCAUAGUUCCUUACAUGGUGAUGCUACGGGUGUUGACAGGAACAUUAAAAAAAUAACUUUACCAAGUAUUGGUCGUCUGCGACACUUUACCAAUGAAACUCUGCUAGACAUAUUAUUUUACAAUAGCCCUACCUACUGUCAGACUAUUGUGGAAAAAGUGGGAAUGGAAAUAAACCGUCUACAUGCACUUUUUAUCAGUCGGAACCCAGGUUUUAAAGGAGGGGUCUCUGUUGCUGGACAUAGCUUAGGAUCUUUGAUAUUAUUUGAUAUACUUUCUAAUCAGAAAGACUUGACUUCAAAACCAGUGCCUCUAACUACUGCUAAUGGAAUCAUGAAGCAUACAGCUCCCUUUGAAAAGCAGGCAUUAGAAGAUCCAAAGACACCAGUAGAUGAAUCUUGUGACCUUGAUGUUGAAAAUGAAGUCCUGACUUUGCAGGAAACCCUGGAAGCACUUAGCCUUUCUGAAUAUAUCAGCAUUUUUGAAAAGGAAAAAAUGGACAUGGAGUCUCUGCUUAUGUGUACAGUUGAUGACUUAAAGGAAAUGGGAAUACCUCUUGGCCCUAGGAAGAAAAUAGUCAACUUUGUAAAAGACAAGGCAACUAAACUGGAGCAGAAAAAAGAGGCGUCAGAUAAGAAAACCUUAAUGGCUAACUUAACAAGAAGUCAAGAAGAAGCUUCUCAAAAAGCAAAAGAAACAACUCCUCUGUCUUCAGAGGCUGAUCCAUCAAAGAGAAAACUCCCAGUUGGGCCUUUUGUGUCAUCUGUGCAUGUAGAUUAUGACUCUUUUGACAUUGGAACAGGACAGGUUUCUGUGGUUUACAACUCAUUAGACUUUGAACCAGAGAUUUUCUUUGCCUUGGGAUCACCAAUUGGUGUCUUUCUCACUGUACGGGGAGUGGAUAGGAUAGAUGAGAAUUACAGGCUUCCUACCUGCAAAGGAUUCUUCAAUAUUUACCAUCCACUCGAUCCUGUGGCAUAUAGAUUAGAACCUAUGAUAAUUCCAGAUUUGGAUAUAAAACCAGUUCUCAUUCCACAUCACAAAGGCAGAAAAAGACUUCACCUAGAGCUGAAAGAAAGCCUCACUCGGAUGGGAUCUGAUUUGAAACAAGGUGUUAUAAGCUCUUUGAAAAGUGCCUGGCAGAUAUUAAAUGAGUUUGCACGUGCUCACACCUCUUCUACUCAGUUACAAGAAGAAUUGGAGAAAGUGGCUAGUCAAAUUGAAGAAGAAGAAAAACAAGUAGUAGAAGCAGAAAAGAUUGUUGAAAGUCCAGAUUUUUCCAAGGAUGAGGACUUCUUAGGAAAGGUUGGAAUGCUAAAUGGAGGUCGCCGUAUUGACUACGUUCUACAAGAAAAGCCAAUAGAAAGUUUUAAUGAAUAUCUUUUCGCUCUUCAGAGUCACUUAUGUUACUGGGAAUCUGAAGAUACUGCUCUGUUACUACUUAAAGAAAUUUAUCGAACAAUGAACAUCAGCCCUGAACAGCCCCACUACUGAUGAAACUACAGUUCCGAAAUGUUCCUUGUGGUGCUGAGAAAAUUCUAAAAAGAAUCCCUACAAUUUACCCUGGUGAAGGAUAAUAGGAAAUUAUUUCAUCAGUUGUUCAUUUUACAAGUCUGAGAUACAAGAUUUUGUUCAAAAAUACAAACAAGACACAAUAAAACAAAAACCAGCACCAUUUAUACUACAUUUCACAAAAUGCAAUUGGGAAAAUACAUAUGUAUAUUAUAACAAAUGAUGCAGUUUUAAUUUUCUCAAAUCGUUUUAGUUGUACAGUUGUCAAAUUGAUGUGAUCAAUGAGCCUGGAUAUCCUUCUGGAUAUUGUAGCAUGCAGACUGUUAUUUCUAAUCCCUAGCAAACUACUGAGAGGAUUGAUAAAGUUGUAUUUUUUUUCUUUUUAUCAAGGCAGGAUGUCCUUUUAACUAAAAUAAGGACUUCUUGAGAAACUAGAAAUAUUUUUUCCUGAAUAAUUCAUAUUCCACUUAAAAUGUGAAUUUUAGUUUUGAGCUGCUUAAAUGCAGGGUCAUUUGUAUUUGCUAAAAGUAAGCAACAAAAUUCAUUUAUAGUCUAAGAAGGAAAGCUGGCCUUGUGAUGCUCUUUUGUUGUUGUAGAGCAGAGAUAGAUACCUAUGGAGGUAAAUGCUCUUGUAAAAAAGUAUGAGAGCUGCAAAGCAUUUGUAUUUUUACUGUAAAGAUGAAUGGAGGCCAGGGACAGAAAAUGAGAACAUUUUUCCAUUUUGUUAUCUUAAAGAGUUGAUGCUGUAAUCUGGAUGCUGAUUCCAAAUAAUGUGAAAAACCAAAGUGGGUUUUGGCCAGAUAAUAGUUUCAUUUUUUACCAAAGUGUAUUGUAAAGUAUGACAUGUAUCACUUCUAAGAUAUAAAGCUAAUAAACUAUGAAGGUUAGCUCUUUAAUAUUUCUUUCAGUUUUACAUUUUUAAUUCAAAUUAUCUAAAUAUUUUCCUAAAGCUAACUUUUCUUUUGUUAUGCAGUAGAAGCAUUUUUGCACUAUUUACAUAACAUAAAAAUUUACAUAACAUGGUGAUUUUUGGGGGGGGUGGGUGGGAAGGAAUUGAUGUAUGAUACACGUUUUGUGUAUGUAUAUAUUCUGAUUAGAGUGAAUAAAAUAGUAAUAUCUGCAUUUUUACAGCAGACUUAAGUAUUUCUGUUUUUAUUUGGUGACUUUUCAGUAUAUAAUUAGUUUCAGUGAUAAUAUUAUGAAAGUAUAUUAGCAUAUGUAUGAAUAUAGCAUGUUCAGACACAGGUAAUAGAAUUUUCAAAUUGGAAGGGAUUUUAGAAAUCACAAAGCUAAAGGUUUUUCAGACUACUGAGGCAAAGAGAAGUAAAAUAACUUAUGAAAUCACUUGAUUGGUUAGAGCUGGAAUUGCAUCAGCUGCUGUUUCUAUCUUUCAGGCCAGUGUUAUAUCUUACACUUGUAAGGAACCUGAAAGAUCCUCUGUAAAGGUUAUUAUCUCUGAACAGGAAUUUUGCUACACAGCCAUCAGUUGGCUCUGCUCAGAUUUUGAGUGACGGAGAACUUAACUUUCACAAAAUAGCUGAUUCUCCUUUCUGAUAGCUAGGAAGUUUUUUCUUUCUGCUUAAAUUUAUGUCAGUUACUUGUACCUAUGUAGAGUAAAUUGAAUCCUUUUUUUCCCCCCAAAUUAGCCACGAUAUUUUUAUUAGUUGGGUACUUUUAUUACAAGGGGAGAUCUUGACCACACACACAUAAGCAGACAGCUGUGUUCUCUAAUUAUGUGGAAUGUCAUUAAUCAAUUUUUAGUCUCACAGCUUGGUGGAGAAGACACAGGAUCAGUUGAGGAUGGUAUGGUUGGAAGACAAAUCGGGAUGAAGAUGAGGAGGGUGGUACAAUACUAGGGCAAUAACAUGCAAAGUAGUGUAUUGAUAACUAUGUACAACGGCCCAAGUUUUAAUUUUAACAUUUUAAGCUCUUUCCAUUGUUCUGUCUAGAAAUGAUAUUCUUUUCUAUGAAACCUAUUUUUUUCCUAGUUUCUUCAGAUUAGUUACAUUGAAUGUACUUGCAGGCUUUUGCAGUAAUGUCAGAAUCUAUAGAAGCACAACAAAAUAAGACAAGUUUAGGAGCCUGAUUCCACAUACUCAUUGCUCCUAAUCUUGUUGUCUUGACUCAAACAGAAGUGUGAUCUUCUUGUGGUCGUCUACCAAAUAUUUGAAGUGAGCAAUAAUGUCCAGUUGCCUCCAUGUCUUUCCAAAGCUAAACACUCCUGGUUCUUUCAGUUGAGCUUCUGAAAUUGUAACCUCAAAGCCUUUCUUCAUUCUGGGUGCCAUUUUAAUGUUCUCAGAUGUCCAAAGUGAACACAUUCUUCUGGAUAGUGUCUGACUUGAAAGGAGUACAGAGGGAGGACUUCUCAUUACACUGGUGAAUGAAUCUUAUAUUUCUUUUCUAAAAGUGACCAAAAACUCCCCAAACAUUAGAAAAGAUCCAGGAGAGACCUUUGGGUGUCCCAACCUUUAGGAUUAGUUUUGUUAACACUGUCUCCCUAUAGAACAGCAUUUCCUGAUAAGUUGGAAAGUCAAAAACUUAGUUGAGGCAGAGAAAAAUCCAAACCUCUGUCAAGAAAGUUGAUAAGAAGAAGAAAGGAAGUAUAAACUUGUAUCUCAGACUUGUGAACACUUAGGAGGCUCUUUCCACAGGGUUGAAAUCUGGAUUUGGAGAGGAAGAAGUUGCAGCAGGGGAUGUUACUGACUGACUGAUGGUGGUUGGCUUCCUUCACUAAAUGUACUAAAGAAAUUGAGACUAGAUUAAAAGGAUGCCAGGAAUAGUUUGCUGAGUGCCCUGGACUUCAAGAGAGUAGAUUUCAAAGAAUUAUGACAAAAUAUAGGUAUAAUCCUGGAGUUUCAAGAUGCAAAGGUAACUCUUCUCAACAGGUAUGGGAAUGUUCCACAGGUAUUACAAGUGAUCUUGUAAAGGAGGUAGCUACAUGGAAGUCAGUCAUGAUUUUAAAAGGAAGAGGACAUGUGACAUUAAAUACAAAGAAUGGAAAGCCUGGGGACAUCAGAAAAUAGAACUGAUUAUUUUGUUCUCUUCAGAGAUAAAAGCCCACAUGUACAAACUCAAAAGCCUGGUUAGCAUUUAAACUUUUUGUGUGUACUACACAAGUUGAAUAACAUUUCUCAGGUUUCAUCUUGAGUUUUUUUUUUUUUUAAUUAAAUACAUUGAUAAGAGAUCGACUGAUUUAUUGAUGUUCUUUUUAAAAUGUCAUUACUACCUACUCACCAAUUUUCCUUCUCUGCCAUUGAGUUAAAGUCCUUCAUUUUAACAAAUGUUUAUAGUCAGGCAGAACAAAUAAAUGCUAAAUUUUAAAACCAUA